AUGCUACAUGCAGCUGGAGAGACAGUGGAGGUACUGGUUUUCCUCGAUGGUGCACCUACACUGUUUCAAAGGGAACAAUCCCGAGAAUACACAAAGAAAACGAUAAAGGAUGGAUCCCUGCGUGACAAUAUCAUGGAAGCCGUCGCUGAUAUGUCGAGGAGUGGAUCGCUCGAUGAUACCGAAGAGAUUCACCAGCAGUUCGCAGAUUACUUCAGCCAUGGUAACCAAGGCCUCAAAUGGGUUGCAAGAUUCUGUCAGGCGUACGUUGCACACAUCUUGUUGGGAGUGCGUGCAAGCAUGGAGGUAGACCAGUUGCGGCGCGACGGGACCUUCCAGUCAUUUGUAUGGCCGGCUCAGCGCACGGUGUUGAUGAAAGCACAUGACGGCGUCAGGACACAAAUUUACGCGCAAGACGCAUCAGACACGUUCGACCUUGAUUUAUGGACGGAAGACAUCGAAGUAUACGGAUUUCCUGGCACGCAUUUCGAGUUUCUCAGUCCGAAUUCCGGUCUGGGUGAAGCAUUGAAUUGCAUACUCUGCAAGUAG
Postia placenta MAD-698-R-SB12 is the source of this 546-nucleotide messenger RNA. RefSeq lists its product as hypothetical. NCBI's taxonomy places the organism in Eukaryota, Fungi, Basidiomycota, Agaricomycetes, Polyporales, Adustoporiaceae. The transcript is spliced from 2 exons. The coding region runs from base 1 to 546 and encodes 181 amino acids. The record is from RefSeq and is a predicted model, not a curated record.